CCGUUCUCUUCCCCCAAUUCCUUCUGUCACCGAGUUUCUUCAAUUUCACAGUGAAAAGCUUGAGCUUUGAGUUGUUGUUCGACUCGAAGCCGAAAUCAACAAAGAAAAAUGGGAUUUGGAGCCUUAAGAUCAAUUAUUCGACCACUGUCAAGGACCCUAGUAGCAUCCCGCACCUCCGCUUUCGCAACGUCGCCGUUUUCUGCUACUUCCGAGUUCCGAUCAGUUAUCGGUAGUCCAUUUCGCGGCCAAGCUCCAUGGUUUCCGAUUGUGAACCAUUUACACAGCCUAACAGAUACUCGCUUCCCAAAGCGACGACCCGUCGAUAAGUCUCGUCGAAAGAGGGCUACCAUGAAACCCCCAGGACCAUAUGCUUUUGUUCAGUACGUUCCUGGUGAACCAAUACUUCCCAACAGACCCAAUGAAGGAAGUGUGAAAAGAAGGAAUGAGAAGAAGCGUAUUAGGCUGCGUCUUGCUUUCAUUUCGUCAGAGAAAAGGAAAAGGAAGGCUGAGGUGCAAGAGGCUAAAAGGAAAAAGAACAUUAAGAAAAUAGAGCGAAAAAUGGCUGCGGUGGCAAGGGAAAGAGAGUGGGCUCAAAAACUGGCAGAGUUGCAGCGACUCGAGGAAGAGAAGAAAAAAUCUACCGCUUGAUAUUAUUUACUCAUUGAACUGCAUUAGGCAACUAAUUUUGCUUUUCUUGUUUAUUUUUUUACUCUCACUAACAGUGAGCAUGUGAGAAUUUAUUUUUCUAGAUCAAUAUCAGUAACUUGCCUUGCAACAAUUUUUCUCUAUAUGCUAAUAGUCUUGCUUGUGCAGCAGGAGGGUAAGGACUUAUUAUUUUGUUGCUGUUGUUGUUGUAAAGUUAAGGUUCAAUUUUGUUCUAUCAUCUUUUUUUGACUGUUCCAAAUUCAUGUGUUAUAUAAGUUGACUUUGUCAAA
Cannabis sativa is the source of this 935-nucleotide messenger RNA. RefSeq lists its product as uncharacterized. Gene Ontology annotation, cellular component: mitochondrion. The transcript has 3 exons. Bases 109 to 648 code for a protein of 179 amino acids. NCBI's taxonomy places the organism in Eukaryota, Viridiplantae, Streptophyta, Magnoliopsida, Rosales, Cannabaceae. The record is from RefSeq and is a predicted model, not a curated record.